Messenger RNA from Leptosia nina, 4065 nucleotides. NCBI's taxonomy places the organism in Eukaryota, Metazoa, Arthropoda, Insecta, Lepidoptera, Pieridae. The record is from the annotation of a GenBank genome assembly.
AUGAUAACUCAGCAUUUCGGAGAUAAGAUUGUCACACCAGGAGAAGAUGUAAGUACACUUAUGUCCAUCAUUUAUAAAAUGAGGUAUAUCCUUGGACAAAUGAUGUCGUCAUCAGGAGUCGGAGUGAUAACUCACUUAAACAUAUCCAGGUCAAGAGUUGAAGAUGGCGGAUUGUAUUCCUGUGUGGCUUACGAAAGUGACUCUGUUUUACGGCAUUCGGCUAGAAUAGAUAUUUAUGGACCUCCUUACAUAAGGACAUUACCGCCAAUCAAGGUGCAAAGCGGUGACGGUUUAAAACUGAAAUGCCCAUAUUAUGGAUAUCCUAUCAGUAAACUAGAUUGGGAACACAAAGGCAAGAAGAUAGUAAGUUCAAUGCUACCACAACACAGCAGAUACAGGCGUACCAACAUAAAGAAGAGACGUAGGAAACGACAGAUCCUGGAAGCGAGUGAGGGCGGUGUAUUGAACAUUCCAAGAAUAGUUAAAGAAGAAAAUGGGGAUAUGUAUACGUGCAUUGUGUAUAGUCCAUCAGGGGAAAUGGCUAGGAGGUCAUUCGAAAUUCAAGUGGUAGAAGCACCAGAGUUAGAUGAACUUAGAGUGGGUUCAGGUCUCAAAGAGGGUCAAAUAGUACAAAUCACAUGCAAUAUCAUUAGUGGGGACCCGCCGAUAUUUUUUUCCUGGUUGAAAGAUGGUAUGAAGAUUCCUCCUACUUUAAAGAUAACAGAACGAAGUUCAGAAUUGUUUAGCGUGCUAAUAAUAAAAAGAGUAUCACUGGAACAUUGUGGUAAAUAUACCUGCAUAGCAACUAACCACGUAGGAAAAGUUAACCAGUCUACAGAACUGUACAUAAACGUCGCACCAAAAUGGAUUGAAGAGCCUACAAACACAUCCCUGCUAUUGGGUCAGCGCGGUGUGGUCUACUGCAAUGCACAAGGAUAUCCCGUACCGCAAAUACAUUGGAUGAAACGAGAUGCAACUCUUGGCAUUUGGAGACCAGUUUUGGAUUUGGCGGGUGGUGGAGUUAGCAGCUAUCCAAAUGGCACUCUUAUUAUUGAAGUGGUGUCACUGGCUGAUGAGGGUCUGUAUGCCUGUCAUGCCGAUAAUGGAGUAGGGGAGGCGCUUAGCAAUAAUCUGUGGAUCAGCGUCAAUAAGCCCGUUCACUUUGAGUCAAUAGGCACGAAUCUUACAACGAAAGUAGGGAUGCCUCUAACGUUAACUUGCAAGCCCUUAGGUGAUAGCCCUAUAAGAAUAAAAUGGACUUUAAAUGGCAGCCCUAUUGAAUUUACAACUUCCAGAGCCACAAUAUCAGAGGCGUCUUCAAAUAAUGGCUUGAAAAGCACAAUUAAUAUAAAUUACGUGGAGAGCAGAGACGGAGGGCAGUACGAGUGUCGAGCUAGUAAUCCUUAUGGCGUAGCAACUUACAGUUUACACGUCAAGAUAUUAGAGCCACCAACUCCACCCCUGGACUUACAAGUGGAUUCGGUCAGUAGUUCAUCAGCCAAACUGUCCUGGCGAGAUACGAUAGUAGCUCAUGUCCAGUACUAUAACGUUCAGUACACGACGAACCAUUUUACUGGCUGGGAAAAUGCUAAGACAAUUAAUAUUACUAGACAAGAGACAGACAUUAGACAAAGUAUCGAGUUGCGUGACUUACAGCCAGCGUCGGAAUACCGAGUUCGAGUCUCGUCGGGAAAUAUGGUCGAUCUUAGUCCUUAUACUAUGCCGGUGCAUUUUACAACGUUGCAAGAAGCGCCAUCUACAAGUCCGAUAAGUGUACAAGCACAACAAACAGAAAAUCCGGGGGAGUUAACGGUGUCGUGGCUUCCUCCGUCACGAGAAACCCACAACGGACAAUUACAGGGUUAUCAUGUAAAAGCCGUCCCUAGAAUAGCAGGGGAAACGGGUCCCAACGACACUCAAACAAAGAUGGUGAAAGUGACAUCUAGAAAGGGUAAACAGGAAACAUUGUUGAGUGGUCUAUUGAAAAAUACAAGAUAUGCAAUAUCAAUCAGUGCUUUUAACUCGGCGGGAAAUGGUCCAUUUUCGUUACCGGUAUAUCAAAUGACAAGAGAAGGAGCCCCAGAGAAUCCUCCAUCAAGUGUAGAAUGCCGUGGGGUUUCAUCGACUUCUGUGCGGAUUGCCUGGCAGCCCAUCGCUAGUCACGGCGCAUCACUACUUGGAUACAGCGUGUAUUACAGCACUGACGACGGCCCUUGGUCGAACAUGACGUCACCACAUACCGAGUUAUAUCUACAGAAUCUAAUGAAAUACACCAACUAUACAAUUAAAGUGGCUGGUUUCUCCAGCUAUGGAAUGGGGCCGUUUUCGCAUCCGGUAGUUUGUACUACAUUGCAAGAUGGUCCUCCGUCAGCUAUAAAGGUUGUGGUUUCUUCUCCGACAUCUAUUAUGGUGAGCUGGAAACGACCGGAAAAACCAAAUGGAGAGAUUACCCAUUAUAAUGUUUACGUCAAACCAGUAUCUAGCACAUCAUCACCCCAAACGUACCGUGUGGAGGCUCAAGAAAUAAAUCCUCUUCGGCAACAUAGUUUCACAGUCAGCAAUUUAAGAACUGGAGCUCAAUAUGAAGUGUUUGUACGUGCGACCACUUCUGCUGGAGAGGGAGCUGCUACGGAAAGAUUUCACGCAGAGCUGACCAGUAAAGUCGUUGCCGGCGUGUCGUCUCUUGGCGGCAGUAUAUCAGUAGGAGUUGGAUCAUCUCUGUUGCUUUCCUGUUCCUGCGUUGGAUCACCUGCCGCCCGCACCGUGUGGUAUCACAACCACAACAUAAUUACACACCAUCCCAGAUAUACGCGGAACCAUGAUGACAGCCUACUUAUUAAUAAUAUCGACCAUUCCCUGAGCGGGAAUUACACUUGUCUAGCCAAAAACCUGUACGGUUCAGAUUCAGUUUCGUACGAAGUGACCGUUCUACCAACUCCUGACCCGCCAGUUUUGCGAGUGACGUCACAUAAAAAUGCAAUUUACCUACAAUGGGAUUAUCCAAAGAAGUCUAAUGGAAAACUACAGAAGAUAAGUUAUAAUCUAACUUGGAAGGAAACAAAUGGCAUUUGGCAAGACGCCUGGUCUGAUAAAGGAGCCUUCUUGCAAGGAACACAGGAGUACACUCUUCAAGGUUUGAAGUGCGGGACCAAAUACUCUCUAAGAAUGACAGCAUCUAAUACCGUUGGUACUUCUCAACCCGCUUAUGUUGAUGCCACAACUUUAGGAGGAGUUCCUAUAUCGCCACCGACUACAGAAUGGUUCUGGAGUAAUGCAACUCAUAUUUAUAUACAACUCAGUGGUUGGGACGAUAACGGUUGUGAAAUUACACGAUGGGAGGUGGACUAUCGUGAAUAUGGAAGUAAGAUCUGGAAGCGAGCUGAGAAUAGAUUGCCAGUGCUAGAUCAAUGGGCACCAUACACCCAGGUCCUAAGUCAGCCCAACUCAUUUAUACUGGCAGAGUUAUUACCAGCGCAGUGGUACCAAAUCAGAGUAGUAGCUGAAAACUCUGCUGGAAUUUCUACCUCAUUAUACAUGUACGCAACAACUACAUUGCUUGGAGAGUCAAUUGGCCCGCCCUCAGAAUACUUAGACUUGAACAUGCUGGUUAUAAUCUGUAGUUCGAUUUUGUUGACUAUUUGUAUGUUAGCCUGUCUCUACAUAUUUAUCAAGAGACAUAACCACCAAAGACUAACAGAAUAUAGAAACUCAUUAACCACAGAGUGCAAAUCGGAACGAAGUAACGCUACUGUCAAUACACCACAGAGCAUUCCAACAGACGUCAACAACAGAGUAUAUAGCACGCCAGUUCAUUUGACAGCUGAUAAUAAACAUGAACUCUACGAAAUAAGCCCAUACGCACAAUUCGCUAUCGGGUUCCGUACUUUUGGUCAUGUGGAAAAUCAAGAGCCUCCCAGUAGACUCGGUGGUAACAGCAAGUCACGAUACGAUAGUGAAACCAGUUUUCAAAUGAGAUCCGAAUCAGAAGACAGUGAUUGCGUGUCACGAACGACGACGCUGAAGAGCGCACCAAGAAAAGCCUGCAGAAUACCUCAUCACAGGUAG